AUGUCUUCUACGAUGCCUGUUAAGAAAAAGGCUGAGAGUUCUACUGAAUCAUCUUCGGGAUCGAGUUCGGAUUCUUCAUCAGGGUCUUCAUCAUCUUCGAGUGGUUCUGACUCUUCGUCUUCUAGUGAUAGUGAAUCUACCACCUCUCAGGAUUCCAGCAAACCACAGUCUGGAACAGAAAGUAAAAAAACAGCAACAGUACAGAAAAACCCGAGAAAAAGUACAGACGACACAAAAUCGACCCCACAAAACAAAGUGAACGAAAAACAUGGCGUGAAAUCAAAACAUGCGCCUGCUAAAGCUGCAAAGCCAUCACAGAAACCAGUGGAAGAGACCAGCGAAGAAGAUAACGAGAAAACUGAAAAAAGGAAAAAGAAGGCUGCAGUGAAACCAAAAACAUCUGCUACUGUUGUAACUAAGGCCCUAGCAGGUAAACUUAAUGCACACAACAAACAACAAGCACCUAAAACGGGUAAAACACCCCCAGUCAAAAAAGAACAAUCCAAUAAAAGUAAGCAAUCCAGAAAUUCAAACUCCAGCAAAAAUAACGACGCAAGCAAAAAGAAAAGCAUAUUUUCGCCUGAGAAUAGCUCUGCAGAGUCUGAUGCAGGUAAAGGGGAGGGUAAACAAAAAACACAGGGUAAAACCCCUAAAGCUAAGCCAGAACCUAGACCCAAAGCAAAUGCAAGGACAGUGGAAAAACCUAAACCUAAGAAAGUUGAAAAGCCGCAACCUAAAUCCAAGGCCAUUAUUAGCUCUGCCAGUUCAGCUUCAUCCUCCACAGCUUCUAGCAGCUCGGACAGCGAAAGCAGUGCAGAAUCUUCGGCCAAAGAGGAGAGAAAGGUUGUGAAGAAGCCGGUGAAAAAACCCACGGUGGUGCCUAAGGAGAGCGUUGUUAAUUCCGACUCGGAGAAUGAUAGUCCCGGCAAGAAGCAGGUUACCAGGAAGUUGACUAGGUCUGCAAGUACGAGGAAGUCCAAGCAUGUUUUGGGGAAGAACGUUUAUUCGGAUACGGACUCGGAUACUGAGAGCACCAAGAGGUCUUUGAGUAGGUCGCCGGUCAAAAGGGCGCCGGUUUCCACCACCAAAGGAAAAACCAAGAAUAAUAAGAGGAAUGACGCUAAAUCUAGGAGCGAGUUGAUACAUGUGGAGGAGAGGAAAUGCCCUUUGGAAGGGUGUGAUAGUUUGGGGCAUUUGACUGGGCUGUAUGAUAAACAUUUUACUUUGGAGGCUUGUCCUUCGUACCAUAACUGUACGAUAGCUUUCUGUAGAGAGGAGUUGAAUGAUCGGAAAAAAAGGGAGGAGCAGCGCAGGAAGGCUGCGGAGUUCCACAAGAAAAGCCCCAGACCGCAUGCUAGUCAAGAUCAGAAGAACUAUCUAAACAAGAUAAGGGAUUUGAGGGCCAAAUUCAAGGCCGAGCCAAUGGAGGAUUCCAAGCGUGUUGUGGAUAAAACGCGGGAGCCCGAUUUGACGAACUUCGUUUCCGAGUACGAUUUGAAGUUGUUCAGGGACGCGCAGGCUCUGGCCAGCGAGAAAAUCGAGGAGGACCUGAAGCUGCAGCCGAGCACCAAGGGCACGAAGUACAUGGAGAUGGGCAAGUUCGAGAUGGAGGUCUGGUACCAGAGCCCCUAUCCCGAGGACUACGCUCGCCUGCCCAAACUCUACAUCUGCGAGUACUGCCUGCGCUACAUGAAGUCGCGCACGAUUCUCGAGAGGCACGUGUACAAGUGCGUUUGGAGGCACCCGCCCGGCGAGGAGGUCUACCGCAAGGAGAAGAUCAGCGUGUGGGAGGUGGACGGGAAGCGUUACAAGCAGUACUGCCAGAACUUGUGCUUGCUGGCGAAAUUUUUCCUCGACCACAAGACCCUCUACUACGACGUCGAGCCGUUCUUGUUUUACGUGAUGACGAUGGUGGACAACGAGGGGUGCCACACGGUCGGAUACUUCAGCAAGCAAAUGAAGGCUAUGGAGCGGCGGUAUCACGGCUUCUGGGAUGCAGCCAUGAUGGUUGAUUACAUUUGGUCCCUCAUACGAGAAACGGAAUACGAAAUCAACAAAAAACAAAGAAGGAGCCACAGCAGCAGCGGUAGCAGCAUCGCGAUGCGUCGUCUGGCUUUUCAAUGGGGCCGCACGGCUCUUGCUUUGAUUGUUCCCCCGGCUGAAAGCGAACACGUAGCCAGGUAA
Brassicogethes aeneus is the source of this 2184-nucleotide messenger RNA. Lineage: Eukaryota; Metazoa; Arthropoda; Insecta; Coleoptera; Nitidulidae. The record is from the annotation of a GenBank genome assembly.